AUGUCGUCGGCGGUAAAGCAGGACCUAGCGGUCAGCGGGAGCACUGCCACUGGCAUCGACACCGCAUCUCGAGGCGUGAUUGAAGAUGCAAACCACACGGCAGACCGCAGCAAUCAUACAAACGACGACGACGAUGUCCCCCAAGAUAUGGUGUCGUCUACACUGUCCAACAGCUCUGUCACAAGUCCGCCGUACUGGAUGAACGCGAGCACCCACCAGCGCAACAUAUCCAACAUUUCCGCCGAGUCCUUGCCAGUCGGUGCGAUCACCCUGCAAGACAACGACACGAGCGAGCACGACGAUCGGAACAAUGCGUGCUGGGCGAAGAGCGUCGAGAUUGUCGACUACACCAUUGUCAAUGGAGGGGCGACCAGUAUUGGCGCAUUUGUCGUGUGGAAUGUCCGCGUGGAAACGUUGACAGGAAGCUACAUGAACAUUCGGAAGAGAUAUUCAGAGUUUGACGACUUCCGCGGCAAAUUGGUCAGAUCGUUUCCAACUUUUGAAGGGGCAGUCCCGCCACUGCCGCCCAAGAGCGUGAUUUCCAAGUUUCGACCGAAGUUUCUGGAUAAGAGGCGGGCUGGCCUGCAAUAUUUUCUCAAGUAUGUUUCAUUCUUGCACAGGUUUCCGCUUCAGCUUAAGAGCUUACUGGUAUUGUAUACCAUGUGCUCUUACUGCUUCGUGUCCGGCGCUAACGAUGAGAAGCUGCAUAUUAUUAAAUCCAGAGUUUUCAGGGUCGCCGGUCCUGAAGGAAUUUCUCUUUUCCUGAUCCGCCACGGCAUCUGA
Molecule: messenger RNA, 783 nt
Organism: Pochonia chlamydosporia 170
Lineage: Eukaryota; Fungi; Ascomycota; Sordariomycetes; Hypocreales; Clavicipitaceae
Product: PX domain-containing protein
Exons: 2
Coding region: 1-783 (260 amino acids)
Molecular function (GO): phosphatidylinositol-3-phosphate binding
Source: RefSeq, a predicted model, not a curated record